Molecule: messenger RNA, 2170 nt
Organism: Amphibalanus amphitrite
Lineage: Eukaryota; Metazoa; Arthropoda; Thecostraca; Balanomorpha; Balanidae
Product: 3,4-dihydroxyphenylacetaldehyde synthase 2-like
Exons: 2
Coding region: 1-1683 (560 amino acids)
Biological process (GO): amino acid metabolic process; catecholamine metabolic process
Molecular function (GO): pyridoxal phosphate binding; aromatic-L-amino-acid decarboxylase activity
Source: RefSeq, a predicted model, not a curated record
AUGGACGACAUACAGUUCCGGUCAGCCGCUCACGAGGUGAUCGACUACAUCCUCCAGUACCAGCGGACGGUGCGGGACCGGCCAGUGCUGCCCUCUGUGGAGCCCGGCUACCUGCGCCGGCUGGUGCCCUCCGAGGCGCCACCUACGCCCGAUCGCUGGACAGACGUGCUGGCAGACAUGGAGCGGGUCAUCCAGCCGGGCAUGACCCACUGGCACUCGCCGCACUUCCACGCCUUCUGUCCGCUGGCCAACUCUCCGCCGGCACUGCUGGCAGAGAUGCUGGCGCACGGCCUCAGCUGCGUGGGCCUCAGCUGGGAGGCAGCGCCGGCCUGUCUCGAGCUCGAGGUGGUCGUGCUAGACUGGCUGGUGCGCCUGCUGGGUCUGCCUGAACACUUUCUGUCCCAGUCAGGCGCUGGAGGUGGCGUCAUCACCGGCUCUGCCACCGAGGGCGUCCUCCUGACCAUUACAGCUGCCCGUGAGAGGGCGCUGAAGGACCUGCGCCGGGACCAGCCCGACUUGGACGAGGCGACUGCACGCGGCCGGCUGGUGUCCUUCACCUCCGCCCAGGCCAACCCAGCCAUCCUCAAGGCAGCUGCCUCGGCCGCUGUACGCAUGCGCGUCCUGCCAACUGACGAUGGCUGCCGUCUGCGGGGAGAUACUCUGCAGACUGCCGUGGAGGAGGAACUGGCCGCUGGAAACGUGCCCAUCUACGUCCUGGCCACCCUGGGCACCACUGGCACGUGCGCGUUCGACCCGCUGGACGAGCUGGGAGCCGUGUGCCGACAGCACGAGCUGUGGCUGCACGUGGACGCGGCGUACGCGGGCGCCGCGUUCGUCUGCCCCGAGUUCCGCCACCUACUGAACGGCGUGGAGGAGGUCACUUCCUUCAGCUUCAACGCCCACAAGUGGAUGCUGGUCAACUUCGAGUGCGCAGCACUGUGGGUGCGCGACUCGGGCACAUUCACAGCCGCGCACAAGAUCGACGCUCCGAUCCUGCACACUGCCGAGACGACGCUGCCCAACUUCCGCAACUGGUCACUGGCGCUGGGCCGCCGGUUCCGCGCGCUGAAGCUGUGGUUCGUGCUGCGUCUAUACGGCGUCAGCGGGCUGCAGGAGUACAUCCGCGGGCACGUGCAGCUCGCCAGGCAGUUUGAGGAGCUGGUGAGGCGUGACGACCGGUUCGAGGUGGUGGCGCCCGCCUCGAUGGGCGUGGUGUGCUUCCGCGUGCGCAGAGGGGGAGACUCCGCCACGGAAGAGCUGCUACGCCGCGUGAAUGACGCCAAGAAGGUGUUUAUCGUGAAGACGACGCUGGCCAACGGGGCGCUGGCGGCGCGCUUCGUGGUGGUGUCGCGGGUGACGACCGCCGAGGACGUGGUCACCUCCUGGGAGGAGAUUCGCCGGCACGUCCAGCCGAAUCAGGAAGAGAGCGAGGCGGCCAUGGAAGGGGAGGAGACUGUGGCUCAAGAGGAAAGCAUAGUGACGAAAGAGGAAACUUCAGCCCAAGAGCACAGUCGCGUGACAGGGAAGGUUGAAACCCAUCCCGACGUGGCUGAAGAUUGCCAGUCUCAAGGCGUCCCUGCGUGUGCAACGACCAGAACCGCUCGCAUGAACCUCACCCGCACAAAGUCCGGGCGAUGGACUGAAGAAAUUCUAGCCCAGCGCGACUUCGAGGCGGAAAUGUAGACCAAAAACUUACUCAACCGUCAGAGCUGGAUGCUCCUCACAGUGCACCCCUCGAUCUCUUAUUAUGUCAUUGAUUUUAUGCGCAGUUAUCCACCACCCAUGCGACUAAGGUAUGAAUGUAAAUUAUAUCAGAAAUAUAGAAGCAUUACUAUUAUGCGCUAAAAUUGGGUUAUAAAAGGCUAAGGCCCCAAAUAAAAGUAGAUAACUGAAUGAUGCAUUAGCUUUGUUUAGCCAUUUCGAGUGUGAUCGUAAGAUUUGUGUCUUUUCUGUUGGACGAUAGAGAAUCCGCUAAUUAAGGUAUAAUCAUUUCAUCGUUGUAAUAAUCACCGGCUCAAACGUCUGUUCCAACUGUUUCACAUCAAUGCAUCCUCAUUUAUAGGUGUAUCUGUGCUUAGCAUUUUAACAAUGUCUCCAAUUAUAUUUGUUUUGAUGCAAUGGCUGGUUUUAGGUACUUGGUUGCAUGUAUGUACUUGUCAAUAAACGCUUU